Molecule: messenger RNA, 1638 nt
Organism: Linepithema humile (Argentine ant)
Lineage: Eukaryota; Metazoa; Arthropoda; Insecta; Hymenoptera; Formicidae
Source: RefSeq, a predicted model, not a curated record
AUCGAUCAUGUAAUUUCAAGUGAAAAGUUUCACUUUUCACUUAUUGUAUGUUGCGAUCUCACGUGAAAAUUUUAACUUUUCCACACAUUUCAUUUCGUGAUUUUGUAAGAGCAUCGAAUAAAAGUGAAAUCACUAGAAGCGAAUUCAGUUGUAACUGAUGAAAACUCGCCAAAACGACGCAGCCGACUGUCAAUAUACAUUCAAUGUAUUAUCGACUUAUAUUUUCUGCCACGUGCUUUGCUGGGUUGUGUAAAAAUUAAAAAAUAAUGAAUAUGACAUAUAAACAGAAAGAAAUCUUAUUAGACUUUAUGUCUAAACAUAUUGAUGUUGUACGAGGAAGAGUUUCUCGUGAUGCGGAGAGCCGUUCAGCACUGAAAAGUUUAUGGGAAGAAGUAGCUGAAACUGUAAAUAGUUCCGGACAAGGACCAAUAAAAACUUCAGCGGAAUGGAAAAAGUGCUGGAAUGACUGGAAAAUGAAUGUCCUAAAGAAAGAAAGCAAGAAAAGAGCACACAUGCAAGGAACGGGCGGAGGACCUGCAGUAGCUAUUAAUAUUUCCGACUUGGAGCAAAAACUAUUGGCUAUAUUGACUCCAGAAGCAGCUGGUAUGCCGAAUAUACCAGAAGGAGGACUAAUUACUAAAACGAAUCUAAAUUCAAUGAUAAGUUAUCCGGUCAAAUCAAAAGAAGUUGCAAAAACUUCAAACAAGCCAUCGCAUGUAAAUGUACAACAAGAUGUAGAUGAUAGUCAAUUUCCCGAGAUUCUACAGCAUAUACAUGAUAGUUUAGAUUCUAGUACAGAAACAGAAAUUGUAGAAGAAAAGGAAAACGUCGGAAUGAGACUAUCAAAGAUUAAGAAAGUCAGCAUGAAGGUAGUUGAAGAACCAUCAAACAACAGAUCAUUGCAUGUAAAUGUACAAGAUGUAAAUGAUAGUCAAUUUCCUGAGAUUCUGCAGUAUAUACAUGAUACUUCAAAUUCUGCUACAGAAACAGAAAUUGUAGAAGAAAAGGAAAACGUCGGAAUUAGACCAUCAAAAAUUAAGAAAGUUUGCAAGAAGGUUGCAAAAUUGCCUGGAAAACCGCCAAACACCGACCAGGAUUUGCCACCGACAAUGACAAACAUGACAUUACAAAUGUUACAGCUUCAGCAAGAAAAGAUGAAAAUAAAAAAAGAAGAGCUUACAGUACAAAAGGAAUUACUUGCCGUCCAAAAAGAGAUUUUGAAUGAGACAAAGGAUUUUAAUGCUAUGAGUGACAAUUACUUUGAGACUAAAAACUAAUGCAAGGAUAAGAUAAAAUUAUAAGAUUAUUAAAAUUAUCGAUAUAAAGUUAAUAUUUUUUUUUACUAUGAAAUAUCGACAUAAAGCUAAUAUUUUGUUUUAAUAUUAAGUAUUGCAUUGCUUUAUAAGACUGUUAAAAUUAUCAACAUAAAGUUUAUAUUUUAUUUUAAAUAUUUCUAUUAAGUAUUAUAUUAUUUUAUAAGAUUAUGAAAAUGUGAUACAAAUCAAAUGUGAUGUAAGCCAAAUAUGAUAAAGAAAAAAGUAUACGGAUAGUAGUUUAGUAAUACUGUAAUCAUAUAAAUGCCAUGUGAUAUUGUUAUCGGAUGAUUGAAUACUUCAUAAAUAAAAAAGUCUUUAUUUA